UUUUGAAACGUGCAGAGGCAGACAUAGUCGCUGGGGGAUCGCCCCUAUCUCUCGCCCACCGUGAGGUACAGUCGGUCUGAAAAAAUUGGUACAAGCAGGUUCAAGUGAUCGAAAACAUUAUUUCUCUUUCCAAUUACAUCUCGCGAUCGGCAAGAAGCUCACGAUCGAUCAAGGCAACACAGUGGUCACGCCUGACAAUGGAAUUUUGACAACCGAAGUUCCAAUCAAGAGAGUUCAACCGAUAACUUACUUCAAAGGUUUCGAUACGGGCACCCUUUACUACACCGGUAAGAUAACCGAUGUCAAGACCCCUGUAUACGAGUUCGGCUGGGAAGCAGAGUUCGAUGUUUGCGAGGAUCUCGACGACGGUACUUGGGAAGACGCAACGGGGCAAAUAAUACGGAAAACAUGGUUCCCUGAUGGUGCUUGUCCAGUCAAAGCGGGUAACUAUACGAUAUCAAAUCCAACUGGGCCAAUAGAAGUGAAUCUACGAGAGAAAGUGGUGCAGUCAAUCUAUGCCAUAGAAGUGCAGGUUGGGCAUUCAGCAUCCGAGAUUGUUUUUUCGACGAUGUUCGCUUUUACAACGUAGUUUGAGCUACGGAUUGAAAUAAAUGAAAUAAAAAUAAACUCACCAAAUAUUUCAGUUUAUUCAGUUUUUAUUUUUUCCAAAUUUCUUAUUUUUCUUUCCUUUUGAAGCUUUUUUUGAAAAUUUUAAAAACAUUUCUUCGUAUUUCCCUUUCUUAGGUAAUAUACGAAAUUGCAGGAAUGAAAAAGUAAAAUAAUUUCCGCAGUUUUACCCCGUUUUGCUCUGAUCUACCCUAUUUAUCGUUGCCUCGAAGUUGUUUCAUUGCACGCGUCCAACUAUCUGAACAAUGGAACAUCGAUAUUUUGGAAGCAGAGUUUGACUUAGAAUGACAGGAUUCAGUGACGCACUUGAAAAAUUCAUGUGGAUUUUCACCGUCCAUUACGCAAAUUAUAUAGAAGCGAGGAGCAAUGCUUGCCAUUUUACUUUACGCAAUUUCGCGAGUGUCUCCACAAUUGGGCUCAAUAGUAAUUGGAACCGUUUUGCCUUCGAAUUACGUCGUUUAUGCCAUUUCCAAUGAGAUUAACUUCCACAAGGUUGUCACCUUUUGUCAGGAAAAGGAUAAUUAUGAAUUUUUUCAAACUUACGAUACCUCGCGGUGGGGCAUCGAGCGCGAGUUGCAGGGACACAAAAAUUGUAACAUCACGCUUUCUUGGGGUUCUAUCGGCAUGUUCCCUCCGCCACCUUUUUCAUCUCCUGCUUCAGCCUUCAAAACGUUUAUACUUCACCAGUUACCACUCCGCUCUUUUCUAUUCUACGAUAUCCCUGUACGAGGGCUGGUGAAAAUGAAACGAUACAAAAAAGCUCGUAUCGACCGUAAUUAGCUUUUGAAAUACUGUUAUCGGUCGCCUUUCAGUCACCAACUAUAUUCUAUAACCAAUAAAACAGUUACGGACGUUUAAAUGCUUAUCGUUAUGGACGUUCCUAAAUGUGGACAAUUGGAUGCGUACGAUAGUUAAUGCAAAUUAUGAUAGUUAUAAGUUUAUCUUUUUACGUUUUCAUAUAGCUACAGCUGUAUAUAAAGAGACCCGUCGUAUUCCGAAUUUUGGUGGUGUUCUCAGCGCCUUUAGUUUUUCUGAACUUGCAUUCACACUCAAAAGAAACUCUAUCAGCAGGAUGGGUUUUUUCCCGAUAAUUUUUUUUGUCGUUGUGUGCGGAGUAGUCAGCCCCACGGUGCUGGCCGUGUACAUCGGUAGUAAUUAUGGCGCGUUUGUUGCACUCGACAUUCAACAAGUCGGUACGGAAAUCUCCGAAAAUCAGAAUGAUCUGAGAGCUAGAACACCACUUUCGAACGGUGACUCGUAUGAGUGGCUCCAGGAUAUCGAUUAUGGCAUGAUAGAUUUUCAGGGCGAGCUCAGAUACUGGUAUUUCGACGAUCAGGAGUACCAGAUCGACCGACAGUAUAUACAGAACCAAUUUGACCUUUGCAAGCGUACGGAUUAUCAAUUUUUCGAACUGGGUCGUAGGCUGCUCCGCACCUCAUGGGUACCCAACGAAUCUUGUCCUAUCGCGAAGGGCACCUACCCUGUGAAAGAAUCGUACCACCUCAAAGCGGAAAUACCGGAGAGGAUCAUUAAUUCUUUGUACUGGAACUUCACUCUUUACUUGAACGAUUGGAACGGCAAUAGAAUAUUGAAGACGGAGUAUAAAGUUCACGCGGUUUACUAGUUUCCAGGGAAAAUAAGGUUGGGAUGAGUACAUUGAUGGUUCCUCAUUUCUCGAUGGUUUAUCGCAUAGAGUUCCAAAAAAAUUCUACAAAAAACGGUUAUGAGCUCAACUGAAGAUAAUUUCAACACAACAAUUCAGACAAAAUUUUACAAAUCAGGAAAUAACAUUGUAUUUAAGAAAAUUACAAAUCUUUCAUUAUUUUGUAAAGUGUUAAAAAAAAAUUCAAAUUAAAUGUGGGAACAAUUUAAAUACAGCGCCCAAAAUAUUGCGAAUAUAAGAAAGCGAAAAAUCUUGCUUGAAGACAUUUUGAAAAUCGAUGCCCUAGUUCUCUAAUCAUAUAUUUUAACAACGAAAUAAAUUUAAGAAAAUUUUCGUUCAAGUGACACGCAGCAUGUACGGCGACCAUUUAAGAUUCUCAUUUUUCUCAGCGAACAAAAUCUAUUAGGUACGAAAACAAGUCCGUACUAUUGCUGAGAACAUGAAACUGAUGAUGAGUCGCAUUUCAAUGAAUUUCCGAGUGAACUGAGCCGUAAAAUUGUGUUUUUUUUUAAGAUCGCGUACACAAUUGUAUACGGUUGAAAUUAUCGUCAAAACCUGAAUAGGACACGAGCGUUCCCUAGAAUGCGAUGAAAAAUGAUUUUCUUGUGAAUUAUCAUUCCAUGAAAUUAACACAUGAAUUAAUUUCUUUAUUGAUUUUUAUUUAAAUAAGCAAUUUAAAUGAAAAGUGAUGGGCUGGACACGUACUUUUAACACACGUAUUUAAACAGAAUUUGCACCUUUGCACAUUAAACAAAUUACUGCACUUACAGACUGCUCGGGAGCCUGCAGGCUCCCUCGAUCACGUUGGUUUUCUAAGAUAAACGUUUGAAUGUUUUUCUUUUUUUUUUUUAUUCCGGGGUAACUAUAGAAGUGCAGGUUUGGCAUUCAGAAUCCGAGAUUGUUUUCUUGACAACAUUCGCUUUCGUGACCUAGUUUGAGCUGCGAAUUUAAAUAUAUGAAAUAAAAAGAAAUGCACCAAA
Molecule: messenger RNA, 3270 nt
Organism: Venturia canescens
Lineage: Eukaryota; Metazoa; Arthropoda; Insecta; Hymenoptera; Ichneumonidae
Exons: 7
Coding region: 1526-2251 (241 amino acids)
Source: RefSeq, a predicted model, not a curated record